AUGUGUUACAUGAAAGCUACUGAAUUCGUUGUUCCUGAUGGCUUCUCCAACGUCUCUUUUCGGUGCAAGUUCCCAGAGCGGUUCGACCCCACAUCAGCACAGCAAAUCCCCGCAUUUAUAUGGAUCCCGGGGUAUCUGGGCCAAGAGGGAGUUUCUUCAAGCUCGAACCCACGAUCAUCUGUCAAGAACAACUGCACUAUCUUGAAGGCGACAUUCACACCUCAUCGUGUCAAGGUUAUCCAAGGCGAUGCAGGUGUCGUCCCUUGGGGUUGCCGUAUCUCGGUUCGAUCACACAAGUUCACUAUUUGGCAAACUAUCUUGAAGGCGACAUUCACGCCUCAUCCAAGGCGAUGCAGGCGCUUGGUUCUUUUCUCGUCCCUUGAGGUUGUCGUACCUCAUUUCGAUCACACAAGUCCCUACUGUCUGGCGAACCUUCAUUCCUACUCGAAGCUAGCCAAUGAGGAUCACGAACGAGACGCCCAAUCCCAAGGCACAUUACCUCUCGAGCUCAACGUGCCAGCAUUCAUUGGAAGCUUAGAUUAUCCGCACCUGGUUUCUCCGAUUGCGGAGUUUCGCAUAACCCUCGCAUAUUCUGAUGCCCAUAGCGGGAGAGCGCGCUACGCCCGGAGAGUGAAUGGGAGAACUAAGAACCGCAUCGACUUGGCCGCAGCACUCUCAAACACUUCAUUUUGGGGGACCAUUCUCAGUGGCGUCCUACAUAUCGGAAAACAAGAUUGGUAUCAAGCGCCAUUAUACCAGGAACAAUAUGAUAUCCACUGGCCUUCUCACUCCACCUGGACACCACCCCAUUUCUUCAAUCCCAGCCGGGUGUUUAUGUUGCUGCCUGGAUUCGGUCGAUCGACGGGAGUGCUUCUCCAUGACAGAACUUUAUUUAUUUCAUCCGUGAUGUUGAGCUGCGGCAAGAUCACAGUUGAUAUCACUCUUCCGCUUUAUAACGCGUUGAGAUCAUGCGCAACUGAAGCGCGUGCGCGUAUCAAGGACAACAAGAGCGUGAAAAUGAGCAUAGAUGCGACCACGCACUUGAACCCGGGAUGA
Messenger RNA from Laccaria bicolor S238N-H82, 1056 nucleotides. RefSeq lists its product as uncharacterized. The record is from RefSeq and is a predicted model, not a curated record. NCBI's taxonomy places the organism in Eukaryota, Fungi, Basidiomycota, Agaricomycetes, Agaricales, Hydnangiaceae. The coding region runs from base 1 to 1056 and encodes 351 amino acids. The transcript has 10 exons.